UUAAGUUGAUCAAAUUGACGACCUAGAUACACGUGCAAGCCUUAUAAACUGAAACCCGAAAUGGAGGGAGUAUUAGCAUCGUGAACUACUUGUUAGACAAAGUUUAUUGUAAUUGUUGUGUACCACGUGUAUAGGAUCACGGGAGAGAGCACGUCGGCCCUUUGCCACAUGUAUAGGACGCUCGGGAGGGGCGUUUUGGUCCAGUUGAUCCCGAUAUCCCCACCACACAGCUAUGCAUUGGGAUCUGUACUAGUCAUCAUUGCGUUGUCAAAUACGAAUAUAAAACUUGAAAUACUAUUCUACCUCCGUUUGUGCGUACGUACGGUGGAAAGCGACGCGGGCAGCGGCGUUACGUCUCGGUCAUGGGGGGACGCAUCUGUACCUGGACACCUACAGAUUGUUGAUUGGACUAUUCUCACCGUUAGUCUGCCCCACGUGUCGGAUGGAAAAAUAAUUGAUGGAGACCAGCUCCGCUGCGGUUCGAAAAAAAGAAAACAUGGACUGGAGAGAUGAGCGAGCUGUGAGUGGGCGGCGGCGGCGGCGCCUCCAGGAUCCAUAGUUUUUGACAUCAAAAACUGGUUGCAGCGGGCGCGGGCGGUGCUGGCGCACCUCCUAAUGGCGACAGGUGAGGGUUAUUCCCCCGUUGGUCAAAACUUGAUUUCCUUUUUGAUCCGAGAGACAACCGCGCGAGGAGUUGUAGAAUCAAUGGCAGGCUGUCCAUCUUCGUGGAGGAGUCAUGCAUCGCAGCUGUUCUAAUCAUGGCGUUGAAGCUUGACACGCCCUUCUCGAAGUUUGCGACAAAUGAUAAUUUUCGAUUUGCGGCAAAUUAGUGGGAGGGGUCGGCUGAUGGUGGCAUGAGCCAUGGCCUGGAGAGAACGAGCGCUGUCCGCGUACCAGAUCUGCAAGGAAACCAUGAAGUGGUCGUCGUGGAGGAGCAAAACUUAGUACAGGUGCUGCGGGAUGUGGUGACACCGGAGUUCGAUCUGUCCGAAGCCUGCGGCAGACGGGGAAGACGAAGCUGGGCAAGACUUAGUAUAGGUGUCGUGGGAUGUGGUGUCGCCGGAGUUCGAUCUGUCCGACGCCGACGUGAAGCCUGCGGCAGACGGGGAAGACAAAGCUGACUACGGCGUCGAGCUUGUGGCAGAGCACGAUCCCGACACCCACCCUGCACAUGAUGGAAACUGUUGGUACUAGACCGUCCAAGUCCGUCUGUACCGAUGUGGUGUUAACGAGCCAGGACAUUUCCACCGUCUAGGACGUGGGCCAGGGGUCCAUUUAUUUAAGACGAAUACGCUAGGAAAUACUUGCAGAGGCGAGCAUCACGAGGUGCCUGCGCGGUCGAGAUUGCAGGAGCAUCUGGACCUGAGAGCCAAAUUGCAUUUCCGGUGACUAUCUCCCUAUAUUAACCCAUUCAUGUAAUCUUUCAUGAUCAUCUCCAACUUGGUAUCAGUUUUCCAGAAAUCCCAUGGCCGAGCAUGCCGCCUCCUCCUCCUCCUCUUUCGCUGCCCUGAGCUCCGGCUCCACGCCGGCCGCCGCCUCCUCCAAGGCGUCCAACGCCGCCCACGCUACCUCGGCCUCCCCCGUGGCGCCUACGCCGCCCUUCCUCUUUCAAGGUUCUUCUCCCGUCCCUGGAUCUCAGUUCACCCCCCUUUUCAUCUCACCUCCGCCGCCAUCCACGCCGACGCCAUCCACACCCCGCCACCCCAUCUUCUUCGAUCAUAUCACCAACCACAUCAAGUUUCUUCUCAACCCCUCCGAUCACAAUUACCAUAAGUGGAAAUCCUUCUUUCUCAUGGUCUUGGUCCCCUACGAUGUCCUCUACCUCAUCGAACACCCGCCGCCUCCCAACGCCAAUGCCGCCUACCUUGAGCUCGAUGCCCACGUCGCCCCCUCUGGAUCUAUGCCACUCUUGCGGAUCCCAUGAUCGAUCAUGUCGUCGGCGCCACCACAUACUCCAUCCGGAAGAAAAUCCGCGAGUUCUUCCGUGCCAAUCGCGUCGCCCGAUUCAUGGUUCUCAACCGGCAGUACCGAAACUUGAAGCAGGGCGAUCUCUCCGUCUCCGAGUACGCUCGCCGCAUGAAGCUCCUCACCGAGUGCCUCACUGACAUCGACCACGCCGUCAGUGAAACCGACCUCACCACCCAGUUCCUCCAUGGCCUUGACAAGCGCCUCGACACCAUUCGCGUCGUCUUCGGCGACCAGGAGCUGCCCUUCAAUACCGUCCUCUCCUGCCUCGUCCUCGCCAAGGAAUCGCAGGCGCAACGCGUCGCCGAGGAGAGUGCCUCGGCCUUUGCCCUGCCUGGCGGUGACCGUGGCUCUGGCACUGUCUCCAUCGAUCGCACCCCCUCUGACCGCGGUGGUUAUCGCACCCAGUGUCCUCCACAUCCUCCACAAUAGCCCUUUGGACGUGGUCGCGGUGAUGGUGAUCGCGGCCGUGGACGUGGUCGCGGGCGCGGUGACUCCUCUCGUGGAGGCCACCCCUCCCAACCGGCGUUCUCACCCUUCACUGGCUACUUCGCGCCCUAUGGCAUGGCCUUGCCAUCGCCACACCUCGGCUGGGUCCCUCCCAAUGCAGCUGGUGUUUUGGGACCCCGGCCCGGCGCCCACGCACAUGCAUACCCCAUGUACUUGCCGGCACCGCCACCCUCACCAUAUCCUCCGCCGUCAUGGGAACACCUCGCCAUGCUCAACGCCGCCUUCAGCAACUCCGGCAUCAACACCCAACUAACCCCCGAGUGGUACUUGGACAGUGGCGCCUCUUCGCAUGUGACCGGCAGCCAAGGUAACUUGACCUCGUCUAGACAUUCGUUACGGCAUGUUCCAUCUAUCAUACUUGUUGGCAAUGGCCAACACCUCCCCGUCACGGCCACUGGCUCUGCCACUCUCCCCCUCACGAUUUUCGUCUCACCGAUAUUCUUGUUUCUCCCAAUGUUAUUACCAACCUUAUCUCCGUCCGAAAGUUUACAAAAGAUAACUCAUGUUCUGUUGAAUUUUUUCCCUGU
This is a messenger RNA of Hordeum vulgare subsp. vulgare (domesticated barley), 3002 nucleotides long. RefSeq lists its product as uncharacterized. The record is from RefSeq and is a predicted model, not a curated record. The coding region runs from base 1921 to 2397 and encodes 158 amino acids. NCBI's taxonomy places the organism in Eukaryota, Viridiplantae, Streptophyta, Magnoliopsida, Poales, Poaceae. The transcript is spliced from 2 exons.